Messenger RNA from Salvia miltiorrhiza (redroot sage), 2510 nucleotides. RefSeq names its product pentatricopeptide repeat-containing protein At2g36240-like. The record is from RefSeq and is a predicted model, not a curated record. Gene Ontology annotation, molecular function: protein binding. Lineage: Eukaryota; Viridiplantae; Streptophyta; Magnoliopsida; Lamiales; Lamiaceae.
AAUCAUGGAUAUGCAUGUCAAUGUUUAAUUGCUUUUCAUUUUUUAAUAGUCGAAACUGAAAUCUUUACCCCCAUUUUCAUUUUUUCGAACAGAACCACCUUGGCUCCGCCGCUGACCUCCGCCUCUUUCGACACACCGACCAACCGGCUGCAUGUGGAAGAGUUUGAAGCAACGGAGCAACCAGCACACGCGGCGGCAUGUCGAGAAACACAGCCCUAAAAAGAUUCACCAAACCCCGACACCACUGCAACACCCUGACCUCUCACCGUCUAUCUCCCAGACCCAAUUAACCCGCCUCACCGCCUUCCUCCAAUCCUCCCUCAGAAACGCCAUCACACCGCAAGACCUCCUCCACUUCUUAAAAUCCCGCCUCCGCCACCACCCUACGCUCAGCCACCUCGACUUCCACCUCUUCCGCUACGCCGCCACGCUCGACUCGUUCCGCCAUGAUCACUUCACGCUGGAGUACAUGGUGCGCACCCUCGCAUCCACCGACCGUCUCGACUCUCUCUCCUCGCUCCUCGACUUCAUAUCCUCCAACCCCUGCCCCUGCUCCGACGGUAUAUUCUCUUGCCCUAGAAUUGAGCCUAUGUUCAGCGUUUCGAUUAGUUCAUUUUGUAGGGCAGGUAGAUUUGAUGAUGCACUCCACGCGUUUGAUAUAAUGAAACGAUUAAUCGACGGGAAACCGAAUGUUUCAUUGUAUAAUAUUGUGAUCCAUGGUUUUGUUAAGCUCGGGAAAUUGGACAGAGCAUUGGACUUCUAUGGAACAAUGCUUAGGAAUAGGGUAAAUCCAGAUGCAGUCACUUUUAAUAUCUUGAUUAGUGGGUAUUGUAGGAAUAAUAAGUUUGGUUUAGCGUUGGAGGUGUUUAGGGAGAUGAAGGAAAAAGGUUGUCUUCCAAAUGUGGUGAGUUUUAACACGCUGAUCAAGGGUUUCUUCCGGGACGGGAGGGUGGAGCAGGCGGUUGGAAUGGCUCGUGAGAUGACUGAGCUGGGGUGUGAGUUCUCGUGUGUAACGUGUGAGAUCCUGGUUGAUGGACUCGGUAGAAGAGGGAAGGUGAUCAAAGCAGUUGAUUUGAUGAUUACCUUUUUGAGGAAAGGAGUUUUGCCAAAGGGGUUUGAUUAUUUUGUGUUGGUUGAGAUACUUUGUAACAAUGGGAACAUGGAGCAGGCGUUUGAAUUGGUGAAUGAGUUGUGGGGCAAUGGUUAUGCACCGAGCUUGAUAGCUUGCACGGCGUUGGUUGAAAGUUUACGUGGAACUGGAGGGACUGAGAAGUCGGUUGGUCUAAUGAGAAAAAUGCUGAAUGAAGGCAUGUUACCAGAUAGUGUGACAUUUAGUUGUCUCCUGGAAGAUAUGUGCAACAUGGGAGGCACGUUGGAAGCAAAUAAGCUGAGGCUGCUAGCUUCCAAGAAGGGUUUGCAUCUAGAUGGUAUGGUGUACAGGAUUUUGAUUUCAGGUUACGCGAGAGAAGGGAGAAGAAAGGAGGGGGAAGCUCUUGUGAAUGAGAUGUUUGAUACAGGCUUCAUACCUGAUAUUGCAACGUACAAUGCGUUGAUGAAUGGCCUUUCCAAAUCUAAAGCUUCUUUCAGUUGAUGCCAAGAAAUCUCCACAUUCAGUUUUUACUUUUUAGAAGCCAUAGUCUAAGCCAUGAACAAUAUUGCUCCUCGAUUUAGAAGCAUACAUUUCCCUCAUGUUAAAAGAUCAUAGUUCCACGACUACUUAACUGUUGCAGUUUUAGGAUAUGGCGGAGGUUGAAUGAAGCUCAGCGAGCUCUUGCUGCCGACACUGAUGGAUUCUUAGAGGUGGCGGAUGAGGGAGAUGUUUUGUUGUAUGCUUUCCCCAAGGAUUAUCGGUCUAAGCUCGCUGCCAAGUCGCUUAAGAUCAAAUUCGAACCUUUGCUGGAAAAGGGUUCUGGUUCGUGGGGAUAUGUUUUGAUUGGAUUGCAAUUUUGGGUGGCAGAUGGCAGCUGAGUAUGUAGUGAGGGUUUCCUUUGGAACGGCUUUGAUUGCAUCCAUUGUCAUUGUUUAUACUACAAUUAUCGCUAUAGCCUCCAGUAGUCGUGAAUCAGAUGAUCGUGGCAGACGAGGAAGAUCUUAUGGCUCCUGGAGUCAACUUCUUUUCAGUCCGACUGAUUUAUUUUGAUAAUCCAUCUCAGUUCCUCUUUGAUCCAAAUUAUUAUAGAAGACGUAGAGCAAGAUAUAUUGAUGGUUUUUUCUGUCGUAUUUGGGGAUUGAAGAAGAGAGGUGGAAGUUGGUAAUACAGUGGUCCGUUGUUGCAUCAUGUUCUUUACCUCAUAGCACCAAAUGGAUGUAAUUUGUUCACAUUUUUUUCUUUAAUGUGCAAGGCCACCAAUGUUUAGCUAAGUUAUGCAACUAAUAUUUUACUCUAAAAUGUUUUCCAUAUUCUAGUUUUGUUUUAAAAAAGGUUGAUGACUCUAAGUUGGAAACCUACCAUACUUGUUUGUCACUUGACAUUUUAACUCCUGUUUAGAUCAUACAUAACUUAAAUAUGA